CGCAGCGUGGAGCUCAACAGACCUUGGCUGAUUAGUCAUCAUUUACUAAGAAUAAACUCUAUUUGGCAUAACUCAGCAACAGUUCGCGCACAGCGCCCAAACGCGUCUCUUUCGCGUCCAACUUUAGAGUUCACUUGAACUAAGUUCUCUGAUUCAGACGCGCCUCUGCCUCCUCCCCUUCUUUCUAUCCCGACUUCCUCACCACAACUACCACCGUCACCCUUAUCUACGUUCAUUCAAACAACCACGACCUGAUGAGCAGGCUGCAGAAGCUUAGGGAAGCCCGCCGGCUGAAAGCCCAAGGUCAAUCGGUCACCGCCCUGCUCGAAGACGACGCCGAACACGCAAUCUACGACGAGGUAGACGAUGCUUCCUUCAAGAAGCUCGUCCAGGAUCGCCUGAUGGGCGAUGAUUUCGUCGUCGACGACAACGGUCUUGGGUAUGCCGACAACGGCACAUACGACUGGGAGCCUGAAGAGACUUACUACAGCGACGAAGUAGAGGAGGCUCCUGGGAAGCCAGGCAAAAAGCAGAAAUCUUUGAAAGAGACUACCAAAAAACAGAAGAGUAGCUCAGGCAAGCUGUUUUCCACCACAGCUAGCUCAGCGUCGACGAAGCGGAGCUCCGCACCGAAAAUCAUGGACGACAAGGAAGAAGAGAACUUUUUGGAGGACAUCUUGGGUGAAGUUGAGAGUUCUAGCAAAGCCAAAAAACCAAAGCCGUCCUCAUUUUCAAAGCUGAUGUCGAACUUCGCGUCCUCAACUCGCAAGAGACCGGAGAGCCGUCGCGCGCGUUCUCCAGUUCGUGACUACUCCCCCGAGAACAUGACAUCACUCCAUAAUGGUCUUCCAUCUUCACCUACUCCGUCUUUAUUGGUUAAGCCUGAGCCCUCGUAUGACGACUCCGGCCGUGAUCUAAACAACGCUCCUAUGGAAACGUCGGCGGCAGGCAAAGUCAACGAUGCUGCGUAUGAGUCAGACGAUGACGCAUGGGACGAGGCAUUGAUGGAGGUCGACAAUGGUGAUGUCAAGGAUGAAGAUGCUGAGGAACCUGAUGACGACGAGGCGAUGGAAAUUGAGCGACCGAUCGCUGCCGCAGCCACGGAUGUCAAGCGCGUGAAUAUCUCCGCAUCCAAGGCUGCUCCUACCAUUUCCAAGAUUGUGAAGCCUCAGCCAACCCCAAAGAUCGAAGCGCCAGUUUCACCCGAAGGCUCACAAACGUGGACACAGAUGAACAAUAACAUUGGGGUUAUUCAGCCGCCGUCUAUCCAGCGUGGCGGGUCGUCUUCUAUAGAAAAGGUGGAAAUUGAUCAAGUUGCGGAACCUGACGGCAGCGUGCGAAUGUUCUGGACUGAUUUCAUGGAAGUUGAUGAUCGCUUAAUUUUGAUUGGAAAGACCAAGCUCAAUAACUCGGACAAAUAUCUCAGCUGCAUGGUACAAGUCCACAACAUCAUGCGCAAGCUCUACUUCUUGCCUCGCACCCACAAAGUCGACAUGGCGACUGGUGUCGAGACCGACGAGAAAGUAACUACAGAUGACGUCUGCGAUGAGAUUGAGCCUAUAUUUGCUCGCGAAAAGAUAGAGAUGCGGUUCAAAACUACUCGACGCAAAUAUGCUUUUGAUCUGCAAGACGUGCCUCCGGAAGCCGAGUAUCUAGAGCUUCUUUACCCCUACCGAAACAGGCCUCUGGAUGCGCGCUAUUUUCAGGGAGCAACUUAUUCUCAUGUCUUUGGAUCUGGCACUGGCAUCUUUGAGCAGUUUGUGCUCAUGCGACGAAUUAUGGGACCUUGCUGGAUUGAGAUCAAAAACCCGACCAGCAAAGACGUUCGCAAUAUGUCGUGGACCAGAUGUGAAGUCGGAGUUAGAAAUCCGGCAGAUGUGAGCGUCCUUCCUGAGGCCGACGCGCCACCUCUCAACCUGAUGAGUGUUGCGGUUCGAUCCAUCCUCAACAGUCACACCAACAAGCAAGAAAUUGUUGCGAUCAGUGGUCGUGUUUACGAAAACAUCCCCCAUGAUACCAACGAGUCUCCCGACAGUCUUCGUCCGUAUGUCUUUACUAUUGUCCGACCAAUUACGGGUGGCGUGUUUCCAGCAGGCUUUGAGGCAGAGGUCAGACGCAAAGGACGAGGAACUUUCAUCCUUGAAAAGACCGAACAAACCGUUCUCAGCAGGUUCCUCGAAAGAGUGCGACAGCAUGAUCCAGACUGCUUCAUCGGCCAUAACCUGGAAGCCGGCGAUCUCAACAUCCUGCUCCAUCGUAUGCGCGAGCGCAAAACCCAAGGUUGGAGUCAAAUCGGCCGCAUCAGUCUAAACAGAUGGCCUACCGGUACCAUCUCCACUUUUGCCGAUCGGAAAGUGGUGACAGGACGUUUGCUGUGCGACCUGGCAAACGACAUGGGAAAAUCGGUGAUGCUCAAAUGUCAGUCCUGGAGUUUGACGGAAAUGUGUGAUUUGCUGCUCGGCGUAAAGCGAUAUGAGCCAGCUGAGAUAGAUACGCGCAAGGCAAACAAUUACACAGAUUCAGCAAACGGACUUUUUGACUACUUCUCACAUUGCGAGCUUGAUACGCACUUUAUUGCGUCGCUGGCUAUAAAGACUCAAUUGCUUCCGUUGACCAAGCAGCUGACCAACUUGGCCGGAAACAGUUGGGCGCGGACUCUGAGUGGCACACGAUCAGAGCGUAACGAGUACAUUCUGAUGCAUGAAUUUGUCAAAAACAAGUACAUCGUUCCCGACAAGCAGAAUUCGUAUGCGAAGAAUGGCAACGCUACCAAGAGAAAGCGAGCAGCAGCUAUGGAAGAUGAGGAGAAUAACGAAGACAACAAAGAUGACGAGGUUGUUAUGGAGGCCAACAAGAAAAAAGACAAGUACAAGGGUGGUCUUGUCUUUGAACCGGAGAAGGGACUCUACGACAAGUUUGUUUUGGUUAUGGACUUCAACAGUUUGUACCCAAGUAUAAUUCAGGAGUACAAUAUCUGCUUCACCACUGUGGAUCGAUCUCAAUGUAACGACGCCGAAGACAAGGUUCCUGACCCGCCUUCAUCUGACGUGCCUCAGGGCGUGCUUCCCCGCUUGAUCGCAACUCUCGUCAAUCGACGUCGUCAAGUCAAGAGUCUCAUGAAGGAUCCAAAAGCAACAGCUGCACAGAAGGCUCAAUGGGAUAUCAAACAGCAAGCACUCAAGCUGACGGCCAACUCGAUGUACGGUUGUCUUGGAUAUGACAAAUCUCGGUUCUAUGCACGUCCAUUGGCUAUGUUGACUACAUACAAGGGACGUGAAAUUCUCACAAAUACCAAAGAGUUGGCAGAGUCGAUGGACUUGAAGGUCAUAUAUGGUGAUACUGACUCUGUCAUGAUCAACACUGGUUCCGAGUCGUACGCCGACGCGCUGAGAACUGGGCAGGAAUUCAAAGUGGCAGUCAACGAGAGAUACAGGUUACUUGAAAUCGAUAUCGACAAUGUCUUCCGACGACUCCUUAUGCACGCGAAAAAGAAAUAUGCCGCGCUGAACUGUAUCGAGCUGAAUGGCAAGAUCGAGACAAAGAUGGAAGUCAAGGGUCUUGAUAUGAGACGCCGUGAAUUUUGUGCUCUGUCGAAGGAGGCUUCCACGAAGGUCUUGAACGAAAUUCUUUCUGGAGCGGCCACUGAGAAUGUUGUCGAGAAUAUCCACGAGUAUCUUCGAGAGCUGGGUGAACAGGUUCGCGGUGGAAAGAUUCCGACCGCAAAGUUCAUCAUUCACACCAAAUUGAGCAAGGAUCCGGAACAGUAUCCAGGAGGCAAAGCUAUGCCACAGGUUCAGGCCGCUCUUCGGCGCAAGGCCCGAGGUGAAAGAGUAGCCGCCAAUGAUGUUAUUGCCUAUAUCAUAGCCGCGGGUGAUGGUUCACCGGCUGAUCGCGCGUUUCCUUACCAGGACUUUAUGGAGAAACCCAAGCGCGAGGCUGAGCCGGCUGCAGACGCUGUGGUCAAGAAGGAACCUGAUGCAGACUUUUACCUUGCGAAGCAGAUCUUGCCUCCAAUUGAACGACUUUGUGGCGCGAUCAGCGGUACGGACGCUAUGCAUUUGGCUAACUGCCUUGGACUGGAUACUCGGAAGUAUAUGAUAUCCUCAGGAGAUCACAGCAGUGGGAACAUCUAUGAAAACUGGCAGCCUCUGGAGAGCUCUAUCUCGGACGAGGAGCGCUACGCGGACGCAAAGAAGCUCACCUUGUCGUGCCCGUGGUGCAGCUCUGAUUUCAUUUUCGAAGGGAUGACCAAGUCAAAGACCGUCUGCACACCGGCGGGCUUGGUUUGCUCGUCAUGUAGCAAGGGUUUGCCUUUGUUUUCUAUUGUGACUUCUGUCGAGCGUAUGAUCCGCCUGGAGAUCUCGAGGUACUACGAGGGCUGGGUGAAGUGCAAUGACAGUUCAUGUGGCAAUCGUACAAGGCAGAUCAGCGUGUACGGAAAGCGAUGCAUUGGCAAGGACGGCUGCGCGAAAUCAUGCAGAGGAGUGAUGGCGUACGAAUAUUCAGACAAGACUCUAUACACGCAACUGCGGUAUAUCGAUUAUCUGUUCAAUGUGGAAGCGGCGAAGGGAAAAGGAGACCAGGAGGUAGAUGCACUCGCAGAGUUCAAUCGGAGCUCUUUUGAGACUGUGCGUGCUGUGACUGGGAAGUAUUUGAGUGAUUGCGGUCGCAGAUAUGUGGACUUUUAUAAUAUUUUCGGGUUUAUGAAAUGAGAGGUGUACUUUAGGUAGCAUUAGAAGGAAUUACUAUAAGUUAGUUGUGUUUUGAAAUGGAUUUAUUAGGGUAUUAGCUAUAUGAUGG
This is a messenger RNA of Myxozyma melibiosi, 4800 nucleotides long. RefSeq lists its product as uncharacterized. Gene Ontology annotation, biological process: lagging strand elongation; leading strand elongation; DNA replication. Lineage: Eukaryota; Fungi; Ascomycota; Lipomycetes; Lipomycetales; Lipomycetaceae. The record is from RefSeq and is a predicted model, not a curated record. Gene Ontology annotation, cellular component: alpha DNA polymerase:primase complex. The transcript is spliced from 7 exons. Gene Ontology annotation, molecular function: nucleotide binding; chromatin binding; DNA replication origin binding. The coding region runs from base 255 to 4712 and encodes 1485 amino acids.